GCGAGUCAAGAGCCGAAACUCCGGGAAGAGCUCGGUGGCAGCGCAGGAGCUCCCGUGCUGAUCGCCAGUCCUGACCACCCCGCAGCCCCUAACGAUGAACGUGCAGACUGUCCUCUCGGGUCACUGAACGGAACUGAGCUCCGGGACUAGUCGCGCGGGGGAAUGAUUGAAGUCAGAGGCUUCCCGGUGUUCCUGGCCGCUACCUGCCUGGUCGGUAUGGUGUUCAGUCAGACUACACUGGUUCCUGCGGUAACCAACGCCACAGCUCUCCCCACGGCCACACCCACCCCUGGUUUUCCCACAAUUCCUAGCAGCACCACUCCCAUGAUCCUCAGCACCACCUCUCCCAUGAUCCUCAGCACCACCGCCCCUGGCUGCUCCGCUCUCAACACCUCCACCUGUGAGGCCUGCGUCCCCGGCUCCUACUCCGACAAUGAGACUCUGCUGUGCUCGUGUUGUCCGGUGGGCGGGAUGUGCAUGUUCUCGGGGGCGUGUCUUCCCUGCCCACUCGGGGCCUAUCAGCCGCUAGCAGGACAGGAGCACUGCAUCCCCUGCAGCCCAGGAUUCUACAGCAAUUUGACGGGCAGUCCAGUGUGUCAGUCUUGUCCACUUGGCUUCUUCAAUAAUGCCUCAGGAUCUACCACCUGCAGCAGCUGUUCCCCAGGGUUCUAUGCCUCCAGGCAAAAUGCCUCAUCAUGCAGUCCCUGUGCUCAAGGAACCUACUGCAACUCCUCUAGCUGUGCCCAAUGCCACGUGUGUCCUGCUGGAACUGAAGCUCUCCAAACUGCAGCCAGGGACUGCACGCCCUGUCGCCCAGGCAUGCACAAGGAUCCUGUCCAGCUCCUGUGUCAGAUCUGCAGCAGUGGCUUCUAUCAAAUCCGUUGGGGUCAAGCGAGCUGUGACGUCUGCCCAGAAAACCACUACUGCCCGAGCCCAGAUGUGAGCCCCAUCCAGUGUCCAGCGGACGCCUUCUGCCCCGAGGGCAGCACAGCUCCUGGGUACUGCAUGGAGACGUUCUUCCGGAAGGUGGGCGAGACUUGCGAACUGGCCCCCGUCACCAUCGCACUGCUGGUCAUCGGAGGAGGAGUGGCUCUGCUGUUUAUCGUCCUGCUGGUGUUGCGGCGGAGACGCGAGGUGGACGGGGAGCUGUCUCUGUCACGUGCGCCGCUGCUCAGGAAGGAGCGCCCUGCUGGACGCUUCUACGGCCUGCCCUGCGACGCCGAGCCCGUCUACGCCGGCUGGUGACCCCUGAACCCCUCUAUGCCGGCUGGUGACCCCUGAACCUGUCUACGCCGACUGAACCCACAUCAUGACCUCUGCACCAGAGCUUUAUCUCCUCUACUCUACCAGUGACUGAUACAGAAACACACACACACACACACACACACUCACACACUCUCACACACACACCUGGGCCCUGUUACAUCACACAUCAUUUGUAUGAACAAAUGUCUCUGUCUGUUACACAAAACUGCAGGAGCAUUCCAUCUCCUUGACCUUGUCAAAUGUGUUUUAUCUCUGUCUGACGGCAGAUUGUCCUGAUAGCUGAUCGACAUUUGAGGAUUGCUUUGUAUGGAUGUCUGUGCUAGCGGUUGCUUUGUAUGGAUGUCUGUGCUAGCUGUUACUUGUCCCCUUUCUUAUUUUGUUUGAUUGUUGCAGUUUUGCACUGGGCUUUAACGCAAAGCCAUGCCGAUGCCUCACCAUGCUUGGGUACGCUCCAGGCAGAUCGUCUGUUUUGGGGCCUCAAAGUAUAUAUUUUUUUUUUUACUCUGUCUCCCUGGUACUGUGCCUUAUGUGUUUCACUAUUUUAUGUAUUUAAAGUGUUGCUUCCCAAAAAAUCCUUUCUAUUCAAGAAAUGUAACAUUAUUUGAAAGAGGUAUGUUUUAAAGAAAAUAUAGUCAUUCCAGAGAAGAUGCUGGAAUCAAAUAAAAUAAAAUUGCACUAUCAUGUG
Alosa sapidissima (American shad) is the source of this 1951-nucleotide messenger RNA. Its product is annotated as sushi, von Willebrand factor type A, EGF and pentraxin domain-containing protein 1. Gene Ontology annotation, molecular function: protein binding. Lineage: Eukaryota; Metazoa; Chordata; Actinopteri; Clupeiformes; Clupeidae. The record is from RefSeq and is a predicted model, not a curated record. Bases 163 to 1245 code for a protein of 360 amino acids. The transcript is spliced from 9 exons.